AUGGCCGAUAACUGCUGCUCCACCCAGCUGAUUGACGGCGAAGGCUCAUUCAAUGUCGAAGGACUCGAUCGCUUCGUCUCCACCACCAAGCUCUCUGAAUGCGGCCUCUCCUACGCCGUCGUCGCUAUCAUGGGCCCUCAGAGCAGCGGUAAAAGUACCCUGAUGAAUCAUCUUUUCCAUACCAAUUUCAGGGAAAUGGAUGCCUUCAGGGGAAGGGGUCAAACAACUAAAGGUAUCUGGAUGGCCAAGUGCGUUGGCAUCGAGCCGUUUACAAUUGGCAUGGAUCUAGAAGGAACUGAUGGCAGGGAAAGAGGGGAGGAUGACACUACUUUUGAGAAACAAAGUGCACUUUUCGCUUUGGCUGUUGCUGAUAUUGUGAUAAUAAACAUGUGGUGCCAUGACAUCGGGCGGGAGCAGGCUGCAAACAAGCCCCUCCUGAAAACAGUGUUCCAGGUCAUGAUGCGUUUGUUCAGCCCUCGCAAGACCACAUUACUGUUUGUUAUACGGGACAAAACAAAGACUCCACUUGAAUAUCUUGAACCUAUUCUUAGAGAGGAUGUUCAGAAGAUAUGGGAUUCAGUUCCUAAACCCCAGGCUCACCAAGAUACUCCACUGAGUGAAUUUUUUAAUGUUGAGGUGACUGCUCUAUCCAGCUUUGAAGAGAAGGAGCAACAGUUUAAGGAGCAGGUUGCUCAACUGAGGGAGCGCUUUUUUCAUUCCAUUUCUCCUGGAGGGCUAGCUGGUGAUAGAAGGGGCGUUGUCCCUGCCUCGGCAUUUGCUUUUAGUGCACUUCAGAUUUGGAAAAUUAUAAAGGAGAAUAAGGAUCUCGAUCUCCCUGCUCAUAAGGUGAUGGUUGCAACCGUUCGAUGUGAAGAGAUAGCCAAUGAAAAGCUUUGUUGCUUGAAGUCUGAUGAGGGAUGGCUAGAACUGGAGGAAGCUGUUGAAGCUGGUCCUGUAUCAGGAUUCGGGAAGAAUGUCAGCUCUAUCCUAGAAAGAUACCUUUCAGAGUAUGACAUGGAGGCAACCUAUUUCGAGGAAGGAGUGAGAAAUGCAAAACGAGAACAGCUGGAGACAAAAGCAUUGGAUCUGGUUCACCCUGUUUAUGUUACUUUAUUGGGACAUCUACGUUCUAAAGCACUUGAGGACUUCAAGAGUAGGCUAGAGCAAUCACUGAGCCGAGGCGAAGGAUUUGCUGCUUCUGUUCGUGCUUGUACCGAAUCUUCCCUUGCUGAGUUUGAUAAAGGAUCCAAAGAUGCAUCUAUAAAACAAGCCGAUUGGGAUGCUUCAAAAGUUCGGGAAAAGCUUCACCGUGAUAUUGAGACACAUGCUUCAUCUGUAUGCAGUGCCAAGUUAUCUGAGUUGACAGCAAAAUAUGAGAAUAAACUCACCGAAGCUUUGAGUCAUCCUAUAGAAUCUCUCUUUGAGUCUGGUGAAAAGGACACAUGGGCUUCAAUCAGAAAGCUUUUAAAACGUGAAACAGAUGCUGCUGUAGCUGAGUAUUCUACUGCAAUUGUUGGUUUUGAAUUGGAUGAAGCUACAGUUGAUGCACAGCUGCAGCACUUAAGGGACUUUGCAAGAAAUGUAGUGGAGAAGAAAGCAAGAGAAGAUGCGGGGAAGGUUUUGAUACGUAUGAAGGAUAGAUUUUCCACAGUUUUCAACCAUGAUAAUGAUUCAAUGCCGAGGGUUUGGACUGGAAAAGAGGACAUCCGAGCCAUUACGAAGGACGCACGAUCUGCGUCCUUGAAACUUCUCUCAGUCAUGGCUGCAGUACGCUUGGAUGAGAAACCAGAUAAGAUUGAGGAUGUACUCGUCUCCUCCCUCAUGGAUGGAACUAUCACCACUCAAUCUUCUCAAAACAGAGCUGUUGGAGCUACUACUGACCCUCUUGCCUCGAGUUCCUGGGAAGAGGUUCCUCCAAAGUGUACAUUAAUUACACCAGUUCAGUGCAAGUCCAUGUGGAGGCAGUUUAAAUCAGAGACCGAGUAUACUGUUACACAAGCACUUUCAGCUCAGGAGGCUCACAAACGAAAUAACAACUGGUUACCUCCUCCAUGGGCAAUUGCUGCAAUGCUCAUCCUUGGUUUCAACGAGUUCAUGCUUCUGUUGAAGAACCCCCUUUACCUAAUGGUUCUGUUUGUUGGAUUCUUACUCUCGAAGGCCUUGUGGGUACAGCUGGAUGUUGCUGGCCAGUUUCGACAUGGCCCGGUGGCGGGAAUACUGUCUAUAUCGUCCAGGUUUCUUCCAACAAUCAUGAAUCUACUUAAGCGACUCGCUGAAGAGGCUCAAGGUCAAGGCCAGCAGCAGCAGCAGCAGCAUCAAACGCCUACAGCUCCAAGACCAUAUCCCGUAGAUUCACACAGUUUCAAGAAUGAAAGUUCCAGUUCAAAUCCAACAUCCACUGUGAUUCCCGACUCUUCUGUAUCCUCCUCCAAUGUCUCAUACUCAGACAGUGGGAUGGAAUACUCGAGUCCAAACCAGAUGCACAGGCGGAGUUCGAAGGCAGAGGCAGAGUAUUCCUGA
Molecule: messenger RNA, 2520 nt
Organism: Linum trigynum
Lineage: Eukaryota; Viridiplantae; Streptophyta; Magnoliopsida; Malpighiales; Linaceae
Source: the annotation of a GenBank genome assembly